AUGCAGCAAGCUCUAGAAGGAGCUUUGGAGCGUGCGGAGUAUGUCAUUGCAAGUGCCCAGCAGAGACCGCCGAAAAGGAAAUACUCAUCUAGUGGGGAAACGUCUCUCUAUGGAAAACUUUAUGCCAUUUAUGCCGAAGAAUGUGAAAAAGAGCCUGAGGUUACGGAGGAAUUAAGACGCAACGUGAACCUGUUAGAGAAGCUUGUUAGGAGGGAGUCGUUGCCGUGUUUGGUGGUCAACCUGUACCCAGGAAAGGAGGGCUAUUCUCUGGUGCUCAGGGAGGGAAAUGGAUCAUCUACAGAGAGCGUGCGGCUGCCCUAUGAAGCAGGGGAAUUGCUCGAAUACUUGGAUGCAGAAGAAUUACCUCCCGUUUUGGUGGAUCUCCUGGAAAAGUCUCAGGUUAACGUUUUUCAUCAUGGGUGUGUCAUAGCAGAAAUACGGGACUACCGGCAGUGCAGUGACAGGGAACGUCCCGGCUACCAAAGCAGGCAUAUCCUCUUACGGCCCACGAUGCAGACUUUAGCCUGCGAUGUGGAGGCCAUAGCGAGCGAUCACCAGAAUUGGACCCAGGAGGACAAACUUUUGCUUGAGAGCCAGCUGAUCUUAGCUACAGCUGAGCCACUGUGUCUAGACCCUUCUAUAUCAGUAGCCUGCACUGCAAACAGACUGCUCUAUGACAAGCAGAAGCUGAACACUCUUCCUAUGAAAAGGAGCUUCAAGAGGUUUUCUACGGCCUCUCUGAAUCGGCAGGAGGAGCUGUCUCAUUGUCCACCUCCUCCUGAACUCAGAGCCCUGACUUCUUGCAAAAAAAAAAGAGAAAGUAAAACAGGUGCGGAUUAUGGCCUCAAAACUUUUAAAGCAGGAAAUUGUGUAGAUUUGUGGAAACAGAGACCCUGUGACUUGGCUGUACCUUCCCGAGUGGACGUGGAGAAAUACGCUAAAGGGAAGAAGUCUGUCAGAUAUGGUGACCCACAACCAAGAGUCUGGCCAGUGCGUGAGGUACAAGGUGGUCUUGCAUUUGGAAGGGAGGCUGGCUACCAGCCCCAGGCAACAAGGCUGACCAUCAGGCAGCCGACUGAUAAUUCGCUUGCCUCUGGAAAAGGGUCUGGUAAAGAAGUCACGUGGGAGACACAGCUGUGUCCCCAUCACUCUUCCACAGAUGAGCAUUCCAACAGUUUCCUGCCGAGGCCAAAGACUGAUGCUGGGAACAUGGUCAGUCGGCCGGAGGAAUUGGUCCAGAAGAGCGCCCGGUGUCCAGUGCUGAUGUCACACAGCUCCGGCGGCUCAGCCAGUCUCAGGCGGCAGCCGUCUCCAGGGAAAGAACCAGAAGAGCCUGAGACUGGGAGGGUUCAGUGUUCAGGUCGGGGCAGAGGAGCCAAACAUCUGCCUCCCCCUCUGAGACUUCCCUGGAGCUCAGCAAAGGUCUGCUGGGGUGACGGUUUCACUUCACAGCAAGCAGGCAGCUCUCAGGCAUGUCCAUCUCCAGGCCCUGCUCCUAAGCCACCACGUCUUUCCCAGAAAUCCUCUGUGGGGCUGAACCGAGUUAGCUGGCUUCCUGCCGCCGCCCUGUCCCCGGCAGCCUCAUUGCAGAGGCCCCCGGACGCCCAGGUCACAGCCAUCUCCACUGGCGUGAAGGUCCCCAGAGUGUUGGGCCCUGGUCGCAGAGGCCAGGCCUUGGGGACAGGCUGUGCCCCCAGGGCCCCAGCCCCUGCGGGGGUCCAGCCAGGCCACCUGCCCGCAGGGGCUCGGCCACCGAACCCGCGGCCCGCCACCCCGCCACCUUCCUCUCCUCCUCCUCAUCCUCCUCCUCCGGGAGGGAUCACCUUUCUGCACACUUGCCACUCAGAGUUUCUGAACUUUUACAUCUCUGCUGUCCUAGAACCCAGAUGGAACUCAAGUCUCACAGAACUGGACCUCCAAAUUUCUGGAGAAAAGGAUUCUGAUUGCCCUAGCCCGGGCCCAGCACUUCUAGCGCAUCCGGGCACUGGAGAGGACCAACUUGUGUGGCUGAUGGGAUGGGGCACUAAGAACUAUGACCUAUGGAAGACUGUGCCAGGAGCUGAGCACACCCGGCUGAGCCAAUCACCAUGGGAGAACAGCACGCUGGCCCUGGACGAGAGCAGCACUGACCAGUGGCCACGGAAGACUGGUGUCCUCUGUGACACCAGGAGGCAGCAAGUCCCACUGCAGCAAUGCCAGCACCCAGCAACAGCCAGCUGGGACCUUCCGUUUGGACUGUGUGAGGCCCAGUGUUCUCAGACCACCCGGAGGGCUGCAGAGGAGCCUGAGAGGUUGAUGUUGGGUUUCCUGUCCACCUGA
Hippopotamus amphibius kiboko is the source of this 2319-nucleotide messenger RNA. Its product is annotated as transcription factor SPT20 homolog. The record is from RefSeq and is a predicted model, not a curated record. Lineage: Eukaryota; Metazoa; Chordata; Mammalia; Artiodactyla; Hippopotamidae. Gene Ontology annotation, biological process: regulation of transcription by RNA polymerase II. Gene Ontology annotation, cellular component: SAGA complex. Gene Ontology annotation, molecular function: transcription coregulator activity.